UCUUAAUCGUAAAUGUGUGUUUAAAAAAUUAAUUUUACUUUAUUUGGACACUAAUCAAAUCGCGAUAAUAUAAAAGUUUCAAGUGCUUAAAAUCUUGUAGAUAAUUUUAAUAUAAUUAAUGAUCAUGGAUUCUGUGAAUUUAAGAGAUCCGACAAAAAUAGCAAAUAGAAUUUAUGUUGGACAUAUUAAUGAAGGAAUAACAUUAGAACUAUUGGAUAUCAAAUUUGCGGUUUAUGGAAAAAUUGUUGGUAUCUUAAGAACAUCGCCAACAUUUGCAUUUAUUCAGUUUGAUCAGCCAAGCAGUGCUCAAGCGGCUAUAGAUAAUGAAAAUGGAACUUUCAUGGGAAGUCAGAAAAUUAUGGUCAAGACCGCUGAAAUGAAGAGUCAGAAACAUAAAUUUCCGAUUAAUGAAAUUAAGGAUAUCACAGACGAUGAGCCGAUGAAUAAAAAAUAUUUCUCUGAUGCGAAUGAAUAUUAUGGAAAUAACUCAAUUAUGGCACCAACUAUGGAUUCGGACAUCAAUCACUGUGAAAUUAUAGUCCUUUCCAGGUCUCUGAGGCCAUAUGCUGAAGAAGUUGAAAAACAGUUAAAGAUGCUGGGGAUGCAUGUGGAUUUGAUGUUUCCGAAUGAUCAGAUUCCGAUGAACAAAGUUUUGGGUAAUAUUCAGUCACGUGGAUGUUUGUAUGGUAUUCUCAUAACUCCAAUUAAUGCUGAACGGAAAAGUUUGACUCUUACUAUUUUAUACGGCGAUGCCACAGAACACAGAAACAUGCCAACUGAAGACGCAAUUCGCUUCAUUUACAAAGACUUUGUUAAUAAGACAAAAGGAAUAUCUCCAAACAGAAGUUAUCAACAUCCAGAGGCGAUUUCUACACUUUUGAAAAAUCUAUUUGAGAAUCGAUCAUUAACUGUGUUACAGUAUGAUCACAUAAUUAAAUAUUUGUCACAAAGAAAGGAAGCACAAGUAGUUGCUGAAAUCGGAGAAGAUGCACAUGAAAUAAAUAUGGAUACAACGCCUGCAGUUAAUAAUACAAAUUCGGGAACGACUCCAGCGGCAUCAACUUCAACAUUUACUUCAUAUGCUCAAGAUAGAGCAAACGAACUGCAAAAAAAGAUUCUUGGAAUGCUUAAGAAUAAAUCAAUAACUGAGAAGAUUGCACUGAACGUCGAAAAGAAGGCAAAACUGACACAAUCAGAUAAAGACGAUUUAAAGCAAAAAGUUUUAAAAGAUGAGAAAGUAAAAUCAGCAUUGAGUGCAUUAUUGGGAAGAAAAUAAGCGUAAUAAAAAUCACUUUGUAUUUGAUCCG
Molecule: messenger RNA, 1307 nt
Organism: Chironomus riparius
Lineage: Eukaryota; Metazoa; Arthropoda; Insecta; Diptera; Chironomidae
Source: the annotation of a GenBank genome assembly